AUGUUUGAGGCAGAUCAGGUUCGACUACCGGAGAUUGACGAAGAAAGCUACAAAAUAAAAAUUGCUGUGAAGCGUCGGGAUCAGUAUGGCUCUACUUUAAAGAAGUCUCUGGGGCCCACUCUUCACCAAAAGCCGCUACAAAAUAGUCUCUCUGCUGCAGUCACAUCCAAUGAAAUUGUCCCCAUCGAAGAGUUGGAUGAAGCAAGUGAUCUUCAGUCGCAGGCUGACACACAACUGGUCCAGGUUGGCACUGACAAAUUACUGCUGCCUAAGAAAGCACCAACCAUUCCUAAACCUAUCUGGCAUCCUCCGUGGAAACUUUCGCGUGUCAUCAGUGGACAUUCUGGUUGGGUUCGUUGCAUUUCUUUUGAUUCAACGAACGAAUUCUUCGCCACUGGAGCAGCAGAUCGGAUGAUUAAGAUUUGGGAUUUCGCUAGCGGUUACCUUAAACUCACUCUCACGGGUCAUAUCAGUGCAGUUCGUGGGGUUGUUAUCAGUCCCCGUCAACCCUAUCUCUUUUCAUGCGGUGAAGACAAGACGGUCAAAUGUUGGGACCUUGAGCAGAACAAGGUAAUUCGACACUAUCAUGGCCACAUGUCAGCUGUCUACGAUAUCGACCUACAUCCCACACUCGAUGUCCUGGUCACUUGUGGUAGAGAUGCCACUGCCCGGGUUUGGGACAUGCGGACCAAAGUCAACAUCCACACUCUGAGCGGUCAUUCAAAUACAGUUUCCUCAGUGCGUUGCCAGGAGUCCGAUCCACAGGUUAUCACUGCUUCGCAUGAUGCCACCGUUCGUCUAUGGGACUUGGCUGCUGGCAAGACUAUGGUUUGUCUUACGAACCAUAAGAAAAGUGUUCGCUCUCUUGCUAUUCAUCCAACUCAAAACGCGUUUGUAUCCGCUUCACCGGACAAUAUUAAGCAAUGGAAGCUGCCGAACGGGACGUUCCUCCAGAAUCUGUCGGGUCACAAGGCUCUCGUAAAUGCACUAGCCAUCAACAUGGACGGUGUAGUUGUCAGCGGAGGCGACAAUGGCAGCAUGUAUUUCUGGGACUGGCGCUCGGGAUACAACUUCCAGAAGCUGAAUUCCGUUGCCCAGCCAGGUAGCAUAAAUUCUGAGGCGGGCAUUUUCGCAUUGGCUUUCGAUCGUAGUGGCUCUCGUCUGGUCACCGCCGAAGCUGACAAGACCAUUAAAGUAUACAAGGAAGAUGAGACCGCUAAUGAAGAAACGCAUCCAACCAAUUGGCGCCCAGGGAUUUUACGGAAGGCCAAGUAUUAG
Molecule: messenger RNA, 1278 nt
Organism: Hydatigera taeniaeformis
Lineage: Eukaryota; Metazoa; Platyhelminthes; Cestoda; Cyclophyllidea; Taeniidae
Source: the annotation of a GenBank genome assembly